Molecule: messenger RNA, 1281 nt
Organism: Nicotiana attenuata
Lineage: Eukaryota; Viridiplantae; Streptophyta; Magnoliopsida; Solanales; Solanaceae
Exons: 5
Coding region: 1-1281 (426 amino acids)
Molecular function (GO): zinc ion binding
Source: RefSeq, a predicted model, not a curated record
AUGAGAGCAGAUAUAAAAAAUGUGUUUAAUACAAAUGUCAGUUAUGGAAAGUGUAAGAGGGCUAAAAGAGAGAUUUUAGAGAAACUAGAAGGCAGUUUUACAGAUGGCUACAAUAAAAUUGAGGCAUAUGCCAAUGAACUUGGAGAAAGUAAUCCAGGGAGUGAUGUGAUCAUUAACUUGUCAAAUGAUGCACUUGCUCAAGCUUGGGCAAUUGUAGAUAAGGAAACUAAGAGAACAUUGAAUUGGUUCUUGGAAUUACUUCAAAGGUCAUUGGAUCUCAAAGAGGGUGAAGAGAUUACCUUCAUGUCAGACAUGCAGAAGAGUCAAAUCAAGAUAUUUGUUAAACACAUUGAGGCAAACUGGUGCAAAAAAUGGAGAACAGAUGAGUUUAAGAAGUUGUUAUGGUGGUGUUCAUGGUGCUCAUAUGAGGAAGACUUCAAGGACCAGUUGAAGAGCAUUGGUAAACUGGAUAAGGAAGCUGCAGAAGCCUUACUCAAAUAUCCUCCUCAAGCUUGGUGUAGAGCCUAUUUUGACACAGUGUAUAAGAACCAAAGAGUUGACAAUAAUUUCACAAAAUCCUUGAGGGAGAGAGAAGAAUCUGCUAGUUUAUGGGCUACAUCUUUCAGUCCACAUAGCAUGAAGUUAUACAAUGAGUACCUGAAGAUAGCUAAUAGACGUGUUGUUAACUCCAAUGGUGAAUUUGGAUAUAAAGUCAAAGAAGAGGGAGAUACGCACACUGUCAAUGUGGCUGUGAAGAGAUGCACAUGUAGGGGAUGGGAUCUCAUUGGAAUUCCAUGCCCCCAUGCCAUUAAAGCAAUUCAGUACAAGAAGAUGGAUCCUUUGAAAGAAAUAAAUUGGUGGUAUAGCAAAGAAGCAUACAUGCUUACUUAUAAACACAAAUUGCAGCCAGUCAGGGGUGAAAAAUUUUGGAAAGUUGAAGAAUCUCAAGCAAUGAAACCACCCGAGUUAGUCAAGCUGGCUGGAAGGCCUAAAAUCAAGAGAUCAAGGCAAAAAGAUGAAGCAAUCAAGCAGCAAGGUGAGUGGGGAGUUUCUAGGAAGGGAAGACUACCCAACAAGGAGAAAAGGCAAAGAAUGCUUGAUGAAGAUGAAGAAGUGGGGCAACAUCCACAAGAAGAAAUCAACCUUACUGCACCCCAAUGUAGUCAAGCAAGUCAAGGCCCAGAGUUUGUUUUCAUGCAUACACCGGGUGUCUAUAGUGAGACUUCAAGCAGUUCAUUUCCUGCUUUUGAGCAUCCAGAACUAGAAAUGAACCAGCUAUAA